AUGGCAGACUCAUCCCGGGAGCCCGGCGGCUUCAUCCCUCCCCAAGGCGGCCUCCCCUCGCCCGCCCCCUCCUCAGCCUCGUCCCGCGCGGCCUCCAGCCUGCCGCACCCGAGACGCACUCCGCUGCGGCCCGGCGGAAGCAAGGAGGACAUGGUGAGACGGUACGCGGAGGAGAAGCUCAUGACCGUUUCGCGGCGCUACGUCAAGAAGUUUGGGGGCACGCAGGAGGGAGACGAUGUGGUUGGCUUUCGCAGCUUCGGGGAGGUGUGCAAGGAGCUGGAUGAGGUUGUCAAUAUCCUGUGGCAGUCGGGGACUCCCAUCUUGCAGGUGCAGUUCCUGCUCAAGCUGGCCAGCGACUUCACGCAAUACGUCCGGUCGUUCCCGCCGUCGCCCAAGGCGUCGUUUGACCUGCUGCACAAGCUGGACCACUGCUUCGCCAGCCUGCUCUGCGGGCAGGACAUUGAGACCAAGGAGCCGCUGCCGGGAUUCGAAAACGGGCUGCGGAUGGGCAUGACGACGACGGACAUGGUGCGGUGCCGGAGCCUGGUGGAGCAGACGCGGUUGCUCAUGGUCGAGAUUAUGAGCAGUGGUGAGCCGGAGGAUGAGGAGGACGAAGACGAAGAUGACGAGGAUGACGAGGGUGAUGAUGAUGGUGAUGGGAAGGACGGCGGAGGAGCGGGCUGGGGGGUUGAUGAUGAUGAUGAGACGUAUCUGGAUGCUGCGCGAGUCUACGAGAAUACGAUUGUGCAGCUGGGGAAGAGGCUUGGGGAUUCGAUGGGGGAGAAUAUUGGCGGAUGGACAAUGUGA
Trichoderma citrinoviride is the source of this 807-nucleotide messenger RNA. RefSeq lists its product as hypothetical. Gene Ontology annotation, cellular component: transcription factor TFIIH holo complex. Lineage: Eukaryota; Fungi; Ascomycota; Sordariomycetes; Hypocreales; Hypocreaceae. The record is from RefSeq and is a predicted model, not a curated record. The transcript is spliced from 2 exons. Bases 1 to 807 code for a protein of 268 amino acids.